Messenger RNA from Oreochromis aureus, 5719 nucleotides. RefSeq names its product NT-3 growth factor receptor-like. Gene Ontology annotation, cellular component: plasma membrane; axon; signaling receptor complex. The coding region runs from base 397 to 2880 and encodes 827 amino acids. The transcript is spliced from 19 exons. Gene Ontology annotation, molecular function: ATP binding; transmembrane receptor protein tyrosine kinase activity; neurotrophin binding. Gene Ontology annotation, biological process: regulation of phosphatidylinositol 3-kinase/protein kinase B signal transduction; cell surface receptor protein tyrosine kinase signaling pathway; positive regulation of kinase activity. The record is from RefSeq and is a predicted model, not a curated record. NCBI's taxonomy places the organism in Eukaryota, Metazoa, Chordata, Actinopteri, Cichliformes, Cichlidae.
GAGAGAUGGACAGAUGACUCAAAAAGGAGACGAAAAGGAGAAAAAUGCUCACCGCGACCGUACACAUCAAACAGCGGGAGAAUAUAUUCUCUGGGUUUUUCUUAUUUUGUCCUCUUUGUUCCAUCCAAACGUUGUCGGUGUGACGAGCAGGGAGGGGGGCGUGACUGGCAUCAUUAAAACCUCUGAUACCCCCACAAGCACGCGCACACUCAGACACGCGUGAACACACGGAGGGAGAUGUUUACAGCUUUGACCGCUUGGACUCCACUGAGCGGAAUAAGGCGAGCACAGCGUUCACACGGCUUCAGACUCUGACGGUCUGAGUCAUUUUCAUUUUUAGUCAUUUUCAUUCUCGUUCAGCUUCAAAGUUGGAAUCUGGGACUGAAUCGUGACAGCAUGGAUUUGUUCGGCGCGCGUCGCCUUCUCAGGAUUCGGUGCUGCUGGAAGGUUUCCGUUCUGCUCAGCGUUUUCUUUCACAGCUGCCCGAGCUCCUCGUUGGACUGUCCCCCCACCUGCACCUGCUCUCCCACUGAAAUCUUCUGCAGUAAGUCCGACAACAGCCAGUUCUUCCCGCUGCUGUCCUUCCAGGGGACCGGGAAUGCUGGGAAUAAUACCGGGAGCAUCGAGGAUCUUUUCCAGAACAUCACCUCCAUACACAUCGAGAACUGGACUGGUCUGCAGACUUUGAGGGAUUUCGAUAUGGAGCUCUACACCGGCUUACAGAGGCUAACCAUUAUGAGGAGCAACCUACACACGAUCCAGGCUCGCGUUUUCUCCAACAACCCACAGCUUCGUUACAUAAACCUGUCCAAGAACCCCAUGUUAACCACGUUGUCCUGGCAGAUCUUUGAACAUCUGCCGCUUGUGGAACUGCAUUUGGAGGAUGUGGUGUUCACCUGCGGCUGUGAGAUUCGCUGGCUGCAGCUAUGGCAACAGAGAGGAGAGGCAGGUCUUAGCAGCCAGCAGUUAUACUGUGCUGACAGCUACAGGACAAUAUUGCUUCAAGAUAUGAACAUCAGCAGUUGUGACCUACCAGAUAUCAGCGUCAGCCACAGCAACCUCACAGUUGUCGAAGGUGAUCAAGUAACGGCAAUCUGUAAUGGCUCUGGUUCACCAUUACCUGAAGUGGACUGGCCUGUCAAGGGCUUGCACUCCAUCAAUGCACAAGAGGCUAGAGUCUACGACAAUACUAUUCACUCCAUCAACAUAACCUUGGUCAAUGUAAGCAGAGAUGACAACAACUUCAGUUUAAAAUGCACUGCCACCAACAUAGUGGGCAUGACCAACGCUUCGGUUCAGCUAACUGUUCAUUUUCCUCCCACCAUUAUUAGGCUGAAGGAGCCAGAACGCCGCCAUGACACGUGCAUUGAGUUUACCGUUCGUGGUUCACCCCACCCAGCCUUACGAUGGUUCUAUCAAAAUGAGGAAAUUUCCCACACUGAGUAUGUGCGUCCUGACAUGGAUAUUUACCUGGACUACAUAGAGGGAUGCCUAACCUUUAAAAACCCAACACACCACAAUAAUGGCAAUUAUACUCUGGAGGCCAGAAACUAUCUGGGCAUAGCCACCAGUACUGUGUAUGGGCACUUCCUGGAAAAGCCUUUUGGUACAGAUGAUUACGAUUAUGGAGCCACAGGUGAACCAGGAACUCCAACUGCAGAGACUCACAUACCAGAGGAAGAUACUUUUGGGGUAUCCAUAGCAGUGGGCCUGGCAGGGUUUGCCCUAAGUUUGAUGCUGGUGGUUCUCUUUCUUCUCAUCAACAAGUAUGGUGGGCGAUCCAAGUUUGGCAUGAAAGGUCCAGUGGCAGUGAUAAGUGGUGAGGAAGACUCUGCCAGCCCCCUUCAUCACGUUAACCAUGGGAUCAUUAGCCCCUGUACACUGGAUGCUGGACCAGCUGCAGUGGUGAUUGGAAUGACUAGAAUUCCUGUUAUAGAGAACCCACAGUACUUCAGACAUGGGCACAACUGCAACAAACCUACCACCUAUGUUCAGCAUAUUAAACGGCGGGACAUAAUUCUGAAAAGAGAGCUUGGUGAGGGAGCCUUCGGUAAGGUGUUCCUGGCUGAGUGUUACAACCUGAGUCCCACUAAGGACAAGAUGCUGGUAGCUGUAAAGACGCUGAAGGAUCCCACACUUGCAGCCAGAAAGGAUUUCCAGCGUGAGGCUGAGCUCCUGACUAACCUUCAACACGAGCACAUAGUGAAGUUCUACGGAGUGUGUGUGGAUGGAGACCCUCUCAUCAUGGUCUUUGAGUACAUGAAGCACGGAGAUCUCAAUAAGUUUCUCAGAGCCCAUGGGCCAGAUGCCAUGAUCCUAGUGGAUGGACAGCCUUUGCAGACGAGUGGUGAACUCGGUCUGUCCCAGAUGCUUCAUAUAGCCAGCCAAAUUGCAGCUGGGAUGAUCUACUUGGCAUCUCAACACUUUGUGCAUCGUGAUCUGGCAACCAGGAACUGCUUGGUGGGGAAUGGUCUUCUGGUCAAAAUAGGAGAUUUUGGCAUGUCCAGAGACAUUUACAGCACAGAUUAUUACAGGGUGGGAGGUCACACCAUGCUGCCUAUCCGCUGGAUGCCACCAGAGAGCAUCAUGUACAGAAAGUUCACCACAGAAAGUGAUGUGUGGAGCUUUGGCGUUAUUCUGUGGGAGAUCUUCACUUAUGGAAAACAGCCAUGGUUCCAGCUCGCCAAUAAUGAGGUGAUAGAGUGUAUUACUCAAGGCAGAGUACUGGAGCGCCCAAGACUCUGUCCUAAGGAAAUCUACGAUAUUAUGCUUGGCUGCUGGCAGAGGGAACCGCAACAACGUCUCAACAUUAAGGACAUCCAGAAGAUGCUGUUUACUUUGAUGAAAGCCACACCAGUCUAUCUGGACAUACUGGGAUAAUAAUAGCCACAAGGAGACACUAAUGGAAUAUAUUCAAAGCACUGAAUUGCCCCCAAACAGAAGUGAUCUGUUUGCAUACUCUGUGGUGAAACUAUGCGGAUUAGGGGCUGAAAAUACCCAGUUUUCAUCUGCCCGAUAUUUGAGGACUGCAACUAACACAUUGUAUAUUAUGUUUAUUUAACUGGACCAAAAUGAUCUGAAUUGAAUCAGUACCGAAUAAUCUGGAACCUGCAAAUUCUAUACCCAUUUAGUUUUUUCAAAUGGAAUUGUAACUAAAAAGACGUAAGUAUAAAGUAUGUAUUGCAACAAUGUGGACUGAUUAUCCUGAUAGUGCUGAUGUGGUAUAGUUAAGGUGUCACAUCAUAAUAAUGUGCGUUUCACCCUGUUUUGAUCAUAGCAGCACUAGUUAAUAAACCCUGACCUGGACUGGUAGUUUACUGGUAGUAAUCCUGCCCAGGAUUACAUUGAUCUCAGUUGGAUUGGCUAAUAGGUUUCACAAACCUUAAGUAACCUUCUAGUCUUCCUGUGGCUUAUCUUUGCCUGGUCUUCAUUUGUGAAAUGUGAAAAGUCAGAAGGAUGAAUUUGUUCUCUUUUUUAUUAUUUUAAUUUAUAUCUGUGCCCAAGCUCGUCAAUUUCACAAAAUCUUUCUCAUGUCUUGGGUUGCAGUGGUAGACAUCUUUAAUAUAAAGUAAUGAUGAUGAUGAGACACUAUAAAGUUUCAAAGUACUAACAUUUCUGUAUUCUGUUUUUAAUUUCUGGCAACCCCAGAAACCAAUGGCAGAGCCAAAAUAUUUUCAGGGGUGGCCAGGCUGCAAGGCUGAGGUUGAGCACAGAAAAUUCGCUUUCUUUUUAAAGCCCUUUCCCUCCCCCCCUUUUUCAGAGAAACAGUAUUCACUAGAUGUAAUUCAGUUUCGUGGAUUAGCACAUGGAUCCCUAAAAGGUUUUGCUUUUGGUUGUUUAUGGUUGCUACACUGUGGCCACAGUUUGGCUCUGCACCUGCCUGAAACCACCAACAUUCUUGUGGGUUGUGGCACAGUUGUUCUGACACAGGUAUUUGGGGAACAGACCACAUUUAUUGAGCAUUCACAAGGACCAGAUAGUUGUAUCUUAAUGUCAAGGAAAUGUGUAGUUUAUGUGACCAUGUGCAGAUUAUAUUUCUUGACUUUUCUUUCUGUUCAUGUAUAAAUUAAGGAAGGAGGUGAAAAAAUAGAACAAUGCACAUAAAUCAAAUAUUUCAUGUACAGCAGCUGCUAUACAUGACUGCUGUUCUUAAGUGCUAGUUCAGUGGCAGCUUGCAACACAGUUUUUUUUCUGAAACAUCAUUGUUACUACACUUUUAAGUCCGGAGCUCAUGAUAGCUCACUGAGCUGCUUAGCUUUACAAGAACCUGACCAUACCUUCCAAUCCUGAGCCUGGAAGCAUGGCCUGAGUGACUGUCUGCCACUAUAGAAAUGGACCUAAGUGCCUCCUACUUCUUUCUGAACACUAGGAACCAGGAAAGUAGUCUUUCAAAAUAAUAGCACUUUUACAUUUUGUUUACCUGCCUAAUGGCCACUAGCUGUAAACUCUUCUUUUUCUUAUUACCAGCCUAGUUUCAUAAGUAUCUACUGUAUAAAAAAAUUAAAAGCAAAAAAAAAAUAAAUUAAAAGCCAAACUACCCAAGGUGAAAUUGAAAUUACAUUUUAGUAUAUACACUAACCAGUCAAUUUAUUAGGUAUACCUGUUAAACUGGUCAUUAGUAUAAAUAUCAAAUCAGCCAAUCACAUGACAGCAACCCAAUAUAUUUAGACAUGUAGGCAUGGUCCAAAUGAACUACUAAAGUUCAAACCCAUCUUCAGAAUGGGUGAAAAUGGGUGAUUAAAGUGACGUUGGACGUGGCAUGGAUGCCAGUGCCAGGUUGGCUGGUAUUUCAGAAACUGAUACUACUGGGAUUUACCCACACAACCAGCCGCAGAGUUACACCAACGAGGCUGAAACUGCCUUGAGCUGAUAACAAGGCAAUAGGAACUCGAAUAAUCACUCGUUACAACCAAGAAGCAUCUCUAAACGUACAAUAUGUGGGUCCCAAUAGAAGACUGGAAAAAUGUUGCCAUCAGUGCCUGAUGAGUCUUGAAUUCUGCCAUGACAGUUGGAGGGUAGGGUCAGAAUAUGAUGAACCCAUGGAUCAAACCAACCUUAUGUCAGUUAUUCAGGCUGGUGGUGGUGUGGGAUAUUUUCUUGGCAAGCGUUUGGGCCUUUAAUAAUAUGCCUUCAUUGUCACAAAUUACCCGAGUAUUGUUGUUGACCAUGACUAUGAUCACAGUGUACCCAUCUUUUGGGGUGUGGUGAGACCACAGAUUCACGUUGUGGAUGUAGAACCAAAAAAUCUGUACUAACUGUGUCAGCAUGGAUCAGAAUCUCUGAGAGAUGUUUGCAGCACCUUGUUGAUUUUAUGGCACAAAGAAUUAUGGCAGUUUUGAAAUUAGAAACUGGCCCAACUCACUAUUAGCAAGGUGUGCUACUAGACCGUUUACAGAUAACCAUUUGCCAUUUUCCAAAGCUAAAAAAAAAUUAAUGAACUGAUAUAUGUGUGAACUGAAAGGAUAAUACUUGAGACACUAGGAUGUAUAUACUGUAAAUCUGUCUGUCUUGAGAUAUGUUAAUUUAUUUUGUUUUCCUAUGUUGGAUUAUUUUUUGUUUCUAAAUAUGUUAUUAUAUGAUUACUGUAAAUCUUAUAGAUCUUUUGAUUUGCUUUCCAGUUGUAAUUUACUGUCACGAGUUGCAUUUAUCUCAUUAGAGACUGGCUAAAAAAAUCUAGAUUUAAGAAAUGUCAUUUUGUUUUGUGUCAUUUUAUACUAUG